Messenger RNA from Bacillus rossius redtenbacheri, 5778 nucleotides. Its product is annotated as immunoglobulin domain and leucine-rich repeat-containing protein 2-like. Bases 220 to 3027 code for a protein of 935 amino acids. Gene Ontology annotation, molecular function: protein binding. The transcript is spliced from 5 exons. Gene Ontology annotation, cellular component: extracellular matrix. Lineage: Eukaryota; Metazoa; Arthropoda; Insecta; Phasmatodea; Bacillidae. The record is from RefSeq and is a predicted model, not a curated record.
ACGGGCGCGGCGGCCAUCUUGUCUCCGAGUUCAGUUCGCCUCGCCGUGUUGGCGCUCGCGGGUCAGCUGUGGCUCGUGCUGCUACGUACGACAUUCGCCGCGUCACAAAUGACGUGACUGUUAACCAAGUGCUCGUUAUUUAUCCAAUGGUGCCCUUAGUUCCUAGCUGCGGUACGGGCCCGGAGAGGUAGCUCGCCACAGAAUGCACAGUUGUGAAAGAUGAGGGUGAACCACCAUGUGAGCUGGGACUCCGACACCCUGCUCACUCCUCCAGCGCCAGCCGGGUGCCUCCUGGUGCUGCUUCUGCUGUACCUGGCUCCCGCGGACUGCUCCGACCCCACCACCUUCCCCUCCUUCCACCACGUGCGCCACUCCACCUCCCUCCCCUGCGAGCACACCUCCCCGCUGGGCGUCACCUGCCACAAUGCCGACCUUGCCAGCAUCGACUUCCCCGAUCACCUGACCGACGUCAGCCUUGUUAAUGUCCCUGCAACCUCCUUGAACGCUUCCAUCUUUGCAAAUGCUGGUAACCUGAAGAAUCUUUCCUGGCAAGACAGCAGGAUCAAAAAAAUUGCCCCCAGCACGUUUUUAAAUCUGAAACAGCUGGAACGUUUGGAUCUGAGCCACAACCACCUCGAAUCUCUUUGCGACACUUCUCUUAGUUCCCUGAAGCAACUAAAAGCUUUAAAUUUGUCAAACAACAGACUUGCUGAUCUUCCCAGUGAUGUAUUCCUAAACCAAGAAAGUCUGGUGACACUGGACUUGAGUCACAACGAACUACAAGUUAUUCCAUUCAACAUUUUUUACUCCAUGCAUUAUCUGGUCACGCUGGACCUGUCAUUUAAUAUGUUAACUUCAAUCGAAGUCGAAUUUUUCAAGCCGAACACAAAUCUACAGUACCUGCAUUUACAAAGCAACAGGCUCUUAAAACUGCAUGGUGCUUUCUUUAGUUUGGAAAGUCUCAAAAUGCUGGACUUAUCAAACAAUUCUUUGGGUGAAUUGCCCAGAAACCUACUAAGAGAUUUAGGGAAUUUACAGUACUUAAGCCUGGGCAGCAAUCAUAUAGAUAACAUUCCUUCAGAACUGUUCCAUUCGCAAAAAAAAUUACUACAACUAAACCUAAGCGAUACUCCAAUACAAAACUUACCAAAUAAUGUGUUCCUGCAAUGUUCAAAAUUAGAAACAUUAAUACUAGAUAACACAAAGCUACAAACAUUACCGAAUGCAAUUUUCAAAGGACUUCAGUAUCUCCGCUUUUUAUCUGCAAGAGAGAAUAUAUAUUUAAACAAAAUGGAAGAUUUUAUUUUUUCUGAUACUAAAAAUCUAGAGCACAUUGAUGUGAGUAGCAGCAACAUGUCAGUGCUGCCUGCUUCAUUAUCCAAGUUAACAAAAGUGAAUGAGCUUCACAUUCAAAACAACCCUUGGGCCUGUGACUGUAGGAUGAUUUGGCUUUUAAAGUGGAGCAAAAUUAUGAACUUAACCAUUAGUGACGUGGACUGCGAUCCCAAAAGGGUACUGACUCAAAGGCCUUCUAACAUAAUACAAAUGCUACGCAGUUUAAACUGUAAACCUACGGAGCUUGUUAGUACAUCACCGACCAAUCGCUAUGCUUUAUAUUCUGAUGCUUUAUUGGAAUGUAAUUUCUAUGGCAGUCCUAUGCCCACUGUGACAUGGAUAACACCAACUGGUAGGAUGUUUCGAUGGGAUCCAAACGCUGAAAUAUCAACUGGUAGCCACGUCAACACCAACUUAACGGAUAGGAUUCAACUGCUGCAUAACGGAACACUUUUCGUUCAUGGCAUUCUACGUCCAGACAGUGGUUACUAUUCCUGCAUCGCCUCAAAUCCCUUGGGUAAUGUUACCACUCACGUGAGCCUGCAAAUUGACCCCAUCACAAUCUACAGGAUUAAGAUAAACAGCAUCCUCAUCGGAGCUGCAGCAGCAACCGUCUUCCUGCUUAUUACAUUAAUAGUUCAGCUCCUGAGAUCAAUCUUCCGAAGAGUCAUUUGGUGCAGAGCCUGUUGUUGCUGUCGUCGCGACAGAGUCUCUCCAAGGGCUAGACAAAUCUACCAGAUGUUGGAGAAUAUUGAGCAAUACAAGACUCAGCAAUUAGAGAAACUUCGGGAGAACUACACGCUGCAGGUUCGACGAAUCAAGGAUAACUGUGCUCAACAAGUAGAUUGGAUACAGGGAAGUUACCAGGGCCAGGUGAAGCACAUCAAAGACAUCCGAGACAUUGGAACCAAUCACCUUACUGGUCUUCGUGACCAGUACUAUGAUCAAGUGAGACGUGUGCGUGACUAUUCCACUGGUCAAUUAAACUGGGUGAAAGAAAACUACGUCUUCCAGCGAAACAGGAUACGAAAAUUCAGUGCCCAUCAAGUGCUUCGGCUGAGGGAAUCCUACAAGUAUCAGCAACAGACACUGAACAAGCUCAUGGAAAAUCUGCCCAGUUUGUACCUGGAAAACUGCCGUAGCGGAUCGUGCGGUAGGGCCGAUUCAGUCGUGAUGGACUCUGAAGCAUCAGAAAUAGAGGUGUACUUAAAAGCUAAAAUGGAAUUCUUGUCGAAAGAGGGGGUGGGGCUCGGUGUUUCAGAUGAUACUCGCAGCCAUUGUUCCUUUUAUUACACUCCCUCAGAACAGUCCGAGUCGCCCAACCUCUCUCCAGGUGUGUUAAUUGUAAACGAUUUUCUGAAUAAUUCCAUUAGCGUGAACAUAGACGAUUGUCCACAUUUAUCUGAACCCCUGACGUCACCAUACUUCAUUCCAUCAUUUCACCGGUCGAAGAGCACCAGAGAAAAACAAGUGCAAGACCAGUGCGCGGUAGUUAACAUUCAUAGCAGUGCAGCAAGCCCUGACAGUGAGGGGGUACCACAAUGUGGGUUACGUGAUGCAACAAUGUUACCAAGUGCAACCCUGAGUACAAGUCUGCCAGAAUUAAGAACGUCAAAUGCACGUCAAGUGUCUGUGGUAAUCCAGGCAAACAACUGUGCAAAACCUAAAAUGAAGAACGAGACUGCAUUGUAGUGCCAAUUAGAUAAAGUUCUAGAAAAUGUUAUAUUAAAGUUAUAACUGUGAUAGAACAGUGUGCUCUACUGUAUUUUCAGAUAGGUACACAUUGUUGCUAGUCUGUGAUUGUAUUUGUACUCCAGUUCAUUUACUAGCCAGUUAUGCUGCUAAAAAGCACCAAAACUUAUGUUCAAAAUGGUUUUUCAUUUAAUUCAGGUAUAAGUUAUUUAAUUCUAUGGAGAAUUUCACAAAAAUAAUAACUAGUUAUUAGAUCACAUGUAGCCAAAGAAAGUAUGCAUUAUCCAGUACUGGUACAUGUGAUUAAAUGGUAAAACCUAUAUGUUCAGGGCAGUAAAUACAUAAAUGUUUUGGUAGUUACAAGUAUAUUAAGAAAAUUGGAACUUUUAUAUAGAAAUUAAUUUUAGCAUAAAAAACUUAUGUUUUUCUAAAUUUAAAAUUGAUGUAUGUGGCAACAAAAGCCACUUAUUUGUUCUUGUGAAAUGAAAUAUUAUCUGUCUGAAAUGGAAGCUGCCUAGAUAAACUGGUAUUUCAAUACCUACGUAUACUAUUACUUUUAUUUAUGUAUAUAAUACCCAAUAGGUUAAUGUUUAUGUGUAUGUAUGUAUGAUUUAAUCACAACACUAUGUUCAAUAACUAAAAUUUUUUUUCCUCAUCUAUGGAAAUCUCAUAAUUCACAUAAAAUUUGUUAAUGAGGUUACAUGUUUGUAUGGCCUUUAGAUAGAAAUGUUGACAUUAUUUUGAGUAUACCCUGCAAAACAAUUUUUUACAAACUUAAUUAUAGAAACAACAUAAUGUAUUUAUUUUUUUCUUCCAACUGGUAAAUUUUUGUUCUCAAACUUGUUCAUAGAAAAUAAAAAUUGAGCCUUUCAAAUGUAAUAGUUAUUAAAUUAAAUUUGUUGGAAGUACAAUUGUUGUUGUAGCUAAUAGAGAAAACAAAAACCCUAUCUCAACAGUUAUUCAACACUUCAGAACUUAAUGCUUAUCCAUGUCAUCUUUUUACUUCUAUUUACAGUAAAAAAAAAUCAUGGUAAUAGUUUUUCUUACAUUGUAUCAGUAAUGUAAACCUCAAUUUUUGUGUGCUCAGUUGCAUUGUGGCACUGUGUGGCCUAAACAGUUAUUUUAAGUUAUUAAUGUACAAACAAAGGUGUGUAGUUUAGCCUUUUAUUUUACUGUUAUUAUCAGCACUUUUUGUAUAAUUGAUUGAGAUAAACAACUAUCUUACAACUCAACAUGCAGCUAUAAUGAUGAAGUUAAAAUCUGACUAUUUUUAUGAAACUAGGGAGAAUGUAUUGCAAUAUAUCAGUAUUUUAUCAAUGUGAUUAAAAUGUUUUAAGGAACUUGUUUUGAGAUAAAUAUGAUAAAAGUAAUAUUUUAUUUAUUUUUUUAUCAUGCCAGCAAAUCAGUUUAUCAAUAAUUAGACUAUAAAUGAUGUAAUAAAAUAUUGUAGACGAUUUACAUGAACAAACCUUUCCAAUGUAGUGUUAUCUUUAUGAAAAAUCACCUUGUUGAUUAGAGUAACACUAAGUUUAAACCUGUUAUUGAUCUUUUAAAGGAAAAAAAAAAGAAGAGUUCCUGUCUCUCAUAGCCAGAGAAUCAAUUUGCUAGGCUUGGAAGUUUAACUACAAGAAAAUUAUAUUAGAAUUCUUAGAUGUUUUCAUUCAAUUUGCAGUCUUAAAACUUAAAAGCAGCUGCCUGUUUUACAGUUACUUAGUAAAUUAGUCCAGAUUUAAAUGGAGGUCAUUUCCAAUAUCAAUGUGAAAAAUGAAUACUCAUGGUUACUGUUCAGUUCAGGUCUGUAGCACCUCCGUAUUGGUGUUUGUUCAAGGUUAUUUGGUGAAUAAAAUAAACAUUUAUAACAAAUCAUACCAUAUGCAAGUAGCUUUAUGUGACUUUUGUUUACAUGCGAUUUAAAUUUUUUCAAGAAAAAAAUUUAGUUGAACUGCAAAUGGGAGUAAAGUAAUAUUUUAUUUAGUUUAUACUAGCUGACCCAUGCAAAUAUUUAGCAAAGUAUCAUGAUUAAACACCAAAUAGUAAUAUAAUAAUGUGAAAAUAAGAAUAUGCAGUAUUUAUUAACUAAAGUUAUUUUAUUUUGAAGAGAAGUAAUAACUAUCAGGUUUAUUGUAAAAAGUCAUUAUCUAAGUAUAUAAUAUGUUCAGCACCAAUGUUAUUGAAGUUAAGAGUAUUUACUUGAUUUAAUACAUUGAUUUAAUUCAGUUAAUUAUGUUUAUUUAGUUAUAUUUACAUUGGUUUAUACAUAUCAGUUUAUAAUUAUUUAUAACACUUUACGUUGAUUUAAUUUGAUUGAUUUGCGUGAUAUUUCACACUUGCAUAUAGAAUGUAAACAAUCUAACUAACAUGACCAUGUUAGUUAAACUGAUUGUAAAUAGCGAGGGUCUCUCCUACAUGUUAGUUAAAUAUAUUUUCAUUAGUAAUGCCAUCUGGUGAUGUCAUUCCUAAUGAAAAUAUACUAUAUGUACUUUUUAUCAAAAGUUUAUUAAUACAUUUUUUUCAUAAAAACCAUUUUAAACUAUUUAUCAUCAAAAGUGGGGAACAUAAGCUUUGAAAUGAAGUUUGAAUAAUUAAUUUCGAUGAAGAAUUAAGGGAGAAAUAAUAUAUAUGAUUACGUUCCAAUUUGUUUGGAUGUGACUAUUAUUUGUUUAGUAUGUACCAAUAUUGAGGUGCACAUUAAACCUCACUAAAAGAAACUACUGAGAGAAAAGUAAAAUGGCUUGAGAAUAAUUUUUAAAA